AAACAUAGACCUUCCUCGGAAGUAGGAGGUGACUUUUAUUUUGUACGAUUUUGCAUUCCUUGUGUGGACAAAAGAAAGACACACUGACUGAAUCAAAGAUAAUAUACAUAGGGAAUAGGCUACCCAACCUGAUCCACUGAAAAAUGUCUAAACUACAGUUGUUGCGUUUAUUUUUAAAUGAGCGUUUAACGGAGUCUGCUGCGGUGGAGAUUUUCGAAGCAGUUGGGGAAGCGGUAGCGGAGUACCAGGAGGAGAAUGAUCGGCUACGGAGACUGCUGCGGUUCACACCAGAGAUAAAACUAUGUAGAAUAGACUCCCUGCAGUUCUCUCUUGCUGUCUCUGAAGAGGAGGUUCCCCCUGAGCAGCAGCACUGUGAGCAGGAGUGGAGCUCCGGUCUGGGGCAGGAGGACCCAGAGCCCACACAGAUCAAAGAGGAACAGGAGGAACUCCGGAUCAGUCAAGAGGAAGAGCGGCUUCAAGGGUUGGAGGCUGAUAUCACAGAGUUCAAAUUCCCUCCUACCUGUGUGAAAAAUGAAUGUGAUCAGGAGGACCCACUUCAGUCCAUGACGGAACAGACUAUGGCGAACAGAGAGAGUGACUCCAAACCAGUGGAUCUCAAACCUUUUGGGACUGUGACCCACCUAAAGGGUCUCGACAUUCCCUUUGACCCUCCAGAUAGUCAAAACAAUGCCUCCAGUCACAGCUCUGCUACAAGCAGCGACCAAGUAGGACUUAACAGCAGCCCACCAUUGGAUCUAAUUGUGCACAAACUGGCUCACACUGGAGAGAAACUGUUUAGCUGUGGGGACUGUGGGAAAAGCUUCAGUCAGAAGGAACACCUUGGGAACCACAUACGCAUUCACACAGGAGAGAAACCGUUUAGCUGUGGUGACUGCGGGAAAAGCUUCACUGUCAAGGGGAACCUAACUGUGCACAAACUGGCUCACACUGGAAAGAAACCAUUUAGUUGUGGUGACUGCGGGAAAAGCUUCUAUCAGAGCCAGGAACUAACUGCGCAUAUACGGACUCACACUGGGGAGAAAUCGUUUAGCUGUGGUGACUGUGGGAAAAGGUUUUAUCACAAGAUUACUCUAAACCGACACGUUCAGACUCACACAGGAGAGAAACCAUUUAUCUGUGGCGACUGUGGGAAAAGGUUUUAUCACAAGAUUACUCUAAACCGACACGUUCAGACUCACACAGGAGAGAAACCAUUUAUAUGUGGCGACUGUGGGAAAAGCUUCAGUCAGAAGGAACACCUUGGGAACCAUACACUGACUCACACAGGAGAGAAACCAUUUAGCUGUGGAGACUGUGGGAAAAGCUUCAGGCAGAAGGGGACCUUAAAUACACAUAAACUGACUCACACGGGAGUGAAAUCAUUUAGCUGUGGAGACUGUGGGAAGAGCUUCAUUCUGAAGGGGUCCCUAAAGAUGCAUAUACAGACUCACACAGGUGUGAAACCAUUUAUAUGUGGAGACUGCGGGAAAGGCUUCUAUCUGAAGGGAGACCUAGGUAAGCAUAUACUGACUCACACAGGUGAGAAACCAUUUAGCUGUGGAGACUGCGGGAAAAGCUUCAGGCAGAAGUCGGCCCUAAAGACGCACACACUGACUCACACCGGAGUGAAGCCAUUUCACUGUGGAGACUGUGGGAAGAGAUUCAGUCAGAAUGGGGCCCUAAAGAAGCAUUUAUUGACUCACACAGGAGUGAAAUCAGUGUAGCUGUGGGGACUGUGGAGAAAGCUUCUAUCAGAAAAGACACCUAACCGAACAUAUUCAGACUCACCCAGGAGUUAAACAACAUGACUGCUCAGUCUGUGAUAGAACAUUCGUUAAGGCUCAUCUGCUGAAGCAUGUUAAUAAUGUCCUCAAAGAAAGAAACCGGGAGGAAAAAUAUAGCUGCAAGCAGCCACGAAAGCUCCUGGCCACAAUAUUUCUUGAAUUUUAAUUAGAGCAUUCUGUUAGUGAACCUUUUGAGCAAGAUAUUUUGCCACUUGUUUUUGAUACCGCCUGGAUUAGGAGUGACAAUGCUGCGAAAAUAAAGGCUUUUUAACCAAUAACUUUUUUUCCCCCUCACUACAAAUUUAGUUACUGAAACGUACUUGCUGUUGAGAAGAUUUGUUAACAGUUUGACGUUCACAACUGAAUUGCAUUCUGUUUUUGGAGAUACCGACACGUGCUUCGUAGUAGACCUUCCUUGUAGUGUCCUUAAGCCCCUCAAUUUUUCUUGUAUUUUUAUUUAACCUUUAUUUAACGAGGCAAGUCAGUUAAGAACAAAUUUUAAUUUACAAUGAUGGCCUACCCCGGCCAAAUCCUCCCUUAACCUGGACGACUCUGGGCCAAUUGUGCGUCGCCCUAUGGGACUCAACCAGUACUAAGUUGUUGGAUGGAUCAAAGAGAAGUUGAGUAGUUUGGGUUAAGCUGGGUUUGGUGUGGACUUGUAGUUUUGUUUUUACAAAAUUGACACUUUCUCCGUCAUCUUUUGAUUAAAUUCUUAGCUUUUCACAAACUCAGAGACAGGGGUUCUGAGUUUCGAGUGAAUCGGACGUGGUUCAUGAGAUUUUUAAAGAUUUGUAUGGUUCAAACUUUCAAAAUGAAUGAAUAUCCAAUAUGGCAGAGGUCACAGCUCCUUGGGAGAGUCUCCAUUGGCAAAAGUCUGUCCUCGACUCCUGUCCUCCUCUCCGCGAACCGGAAACUGAUAGGUGGUCGAGGAGAGUGGUCAUUUGUUAGUAGACGGACGGAGAAGUGUCAUCCAAAGCCCAUUGGAUGAGAAAGCCAGAGGUCCCGCCCCAAUUACUUUCUCCUCCAAUGGGUUUUGAGAAGGAGGCAAGGACGCAAGGAGUAUGCCAUUUGAGAUCUUCCCAUAAGUACCCUUUCAGCAGCUAGCGCGCGGCAUUCUUUCAGAAUAUGCCACAACCCCUUUGAAUCAGCUGUUUGCUCAAAGGAUGAAAAACAUGCAUCCAUUUUAAAACGAUACACUACUUAUCCUUUUAUCCAUAAAAUGUCUUGCACAUCCAGCAAAAAAUGUUUUGAUCACUUUACACAUUUCAUUUGGGAUUCUACCCCUGUAGCGCGAGUGGAGAAGGGUAGUCUCAUUUCAUAUAAGCACAUUUCUGUGAAUCCCAAACCAGCCCCUUGCCCCUACCUACUCGUACGGAGGGCCCUCCGUUGUCACGUGUUGCCGACGAAACUCCGAGGAUGACUUCCAUCGAGUGGAAAGGGGAUCAAUAUACCCAUUGACUUCGGGACACACGAGUGACUUGAAUGAUGUGAUUCAUUUUCCAUAUUUUAAUAAUAAAAUGCACAUGAAAUUCAAAUGAACAAUUUACUAGAAAUAUUCUUUAACAGUUAAACGUAUCAUUUAGGAGGUAUUUCAUAUGUUUUGAGUCAAGCAAUGAAAUCCAACACAAACAAACACACAUUUCCAAUAAUUAGGCAAACUACAAACAUAUCUUAGUGAGUGUUGAGGAUAGCACUUCACUCUGGAGCCUGCUUGGUUCGAAAUGGCUAUCAGAGGCUCUAAUUAACUGCUACAUCCAGGGCUGACUCUAUCCUUUUGGAGGCCCUAAGCAAGAUUUGGUUGGGGAGGGGGGGCCAAGCGGGCAAAAUUGUUUACCCUCCUGAUGGUGGAGAGAAAUGUACGUUUUAAAGUUAAUUUCCUGCAAUUCUAAAAACAAAAACCAUGGGGUGUAGAUAAAAUAUUGCAGCUUUUAAAGCAAGUUUUCUGUAGGUCUACAUUUUGCCAUGGAGAUUUUGUGUUGUUGCAAUUUUAUAACAAAUUUUAUGCAAUUCUACAUAUUUUACCAUUGGCAGAGAUACAUUUUUGCAGUUUUAAAGCUAAUUUCCAGCAAUUCUGCCACGGCUUAUGCCAUUAUAUUAUAUCUGGGUGACCUAACAAAAUCAAAUGGGGGCCUGCUGGAGGUCAUGACCCCCGGGCACUGCAUGUCCGGUCGGUAUUCGACCAUGAUUACUAAUGAUUACUAAGUUUACAUAACUGGCUAGACUAACUUACCAAUAUUUUUAUUUUUUUUCUGACAUGGCUAAUUGAGUGACAGUCAGUAACUGACAGAACAAGAGAACUGCUGAUGCACAACCACAUUUCAAAACUUGUGUAUUCUACUAUUCUAACUCAACAGUAAGUUAAGACCCUAAGUGACCUUGGAUCAAUCUAGAUGAUAAUUUUCAGUUCCUCAGCUUUGGGACACUUGUGCAAAUGGCAGAGGUGAGAGUGAACACGCAAAUGGAGGGCCAAGGAGAAGGGGGUGAUUUGAGAUUCAGCUUGUUUCCUCUACUCACCUCCACUCAUCCAUUACUUUUGACCUUUUUCAAAGUGGAGAGGCGGCGAGCAAAACUAAUUGAGAUUCUCCCCUUGAGGCAAAUUUGUUUCUUGUGUUCCACAUAAGGUGCAUGCUUAGGGGUAAGUUUGAGCGGUUUUGUGGUGACCACAUAGAGAACGAUAGAGAAAACGUUCCCAUUAUGGCAUCUGAGCGCAUUGAGGCAAUCUCCAUUUUGAAGUAGUGAAUUUUCUUCACAAUUUGCUGAUCCCUCCUGAUGACCAGGUUGGACAUGACUACAACAGUUUCAUCAAGAGGGAUCAGCCAGUAAAGUUGGAAGUUCCACCCAGUUGACUACAUUAAAAUGGUGGAACCCCUCAAUGGCGCUGCCCAUGCUAAAACUCCCUUUUGGCCACUCAUUCUCUGAGUGACCGUUGUGAGUCACUUCCUUUUCAUGGUGUGUUGCCUAAUUGUGGCUAAAAAUAGUCCGACCAUCAUAUGCUUACAAAUAUUGCUUAUGUAUGUUCCAUUUCAUACGUUUGUCUGAGUAAGGAAUGACACAAUUGAUGGUAAGAAUAGGGAAAAACAAAUAACAUUCAGUCAUACCCAUCAUUAAAUGCAUUUUAUUUAAUCACUUUUGGUUCUCUUCAAACAAACAAAAGCCAAACUAUUUACAAUUCUUUAGGUUGUUCUUUUUCAGAAUGCAUUUGUGUUACUAAACUCAUUCAAAAAGUUUAAGUGAUGGAAUUGAGCUGACUGGGUGAAAAAGGGAAAAUAUCAUUUGAUAAAUUGGUCAAUUAAUCAUAUCAAAAGGUAUGGCAAUCUCCCCUAGGGGCAUCACAACGCCAAAACAUCAAUAACUUUUGAACUUCAAGGAUUAACAGAAAAUCUGAAAUGUCAACAGCCGGAGACUUGACAGACUUAACAUAUGAUAACCACCAGUCAUUCAACAACAGACUAGAAUAAUUCAGAGAAUAAUUGAUGGCUACAUUUAAAACACAGCUCACUGCAAACCAGUAUGCCACUGGCAUCCUUAUCUGACCGAUGGAAUUAAAAUAAUGACAAUACCCUGCUCUCUCAGUAUUCACAAAGUACUUCAGUGACAUUUUAGAUAUUCCCCAAUCUGCACUAACCAAUACAUCAACUGAUCCAAACUGACUGAAUAAAGUGUAUUCAAAACCAACACAGCUAAAACAUAACUUUCUGAGAACCAUGUUUAUUAGUUUGGUGAGAGUCUGGUCGUGUUGAUUUUGCAUACAACCUUCCCACAACUUUCUGGGAACGGCGCAGGAUAGUUGCUUGGCUUUGGAACAUUCUCAGCACUUUUAACGAACUUGACAAAAACAAAAAUCUUGGUAUUUCAUUACUUUUAACAGAAUGUUUCCUAAAAGUUCAAACAUGGUUACAUUUAAAUUCCGUUUCGGUAAUGCUUUAGGGAACAUUCUCCAACUGGUUUGACAUUGGUUCAGAGAACGUUAAACAACGUUCUUCUGUGGGAAUUUCAGUACUUCAGCAUAACGUUUCCUCGUGGUUCUAUUUAAAGCCAUGUUCUCAUUGUUUCGAGAAUGUUUAAAACUUCGUAUAAAAACUUUCAUGUUCAGAGAACGUUAUUUCAAAACAUACAUUCUGUUCUCAGCAUCACCAAAACACUCUUGUUAAGUGUGUUCGGGUGCGGUGGCCGCACCCACUAAUUGGCCACACCUGAGCUUGGAGUGCUUGUUUCCUUUAAAAAUGAGGUCUGUUUGAAUAGACUAAAAGGAACAGAUUUGUGUGCAUAAAAAAAUAUGGCACACUAGCUCCAUCCUGAUGGCGCAGUAGACUAAUUCCAGAAGAUUAUAGGUUCGAAUCUCACAGAUGCCAUGUCACAAAAAAAUGUAUGUUUGCAUGAAUUUCCAUGUGUCUGAUCUGUGCUUGGAGUUUAAAAAGUUAACCCCAAAUAAGCUAGCGGUGUUCUUGAAACAUUCAGUUUCUUAUUGGAACGUUCAGUGACAGUUAAGGAAGUUAUUCAAAAAACCUCAAUUACCUAGAAUUUCCGUUCUGUGUUAAUAAAACCUCACAGGGAAACUUCAAAGGAACCAGAGUAAAACGUAAGAACCUCCCUGCAACCUAAAAAUAAAACAUUCCCAGAACAGGCAAAGUUUUCACUGCUGUUCUCAGAACUUUAAAAAAAAAACUGGUUUUACCAGUUAGGAAAGGUAUGGCUUCUUCCCAGAACCAAUGUGAAACAAAAAACACUACGUUCCCACAACUUCCAAGGAACCAAAUGUGCUAGUUGGGGAGAAAGCCAAAGCUAACAUAUGGAAAAACCUGAACCACAGUCAUAUCCUACAACAGAAGUUAAUACUCGUUUGUCGGACCAACCAGAACUGGUUCUAAAUAGGAAAACACUUUCAAAAUAAUGAAUCCAUUCAACCCAACUGACAGGGGAAGUAUUGGGUUUCUCCAUAGAAAAACAAACUAACAAGUUGCAGAACUGUUCCAAAGCACCUUCAGUAGAAGAGAGACAAAUCCAUUAUCAACUGUAUAAUGGCAUACAUUUAGCAACAAGUGUCAUAGCCACUCAAUCUGUUGAGUAAACCUUGAGUUGUAUACAGCCAUUCAAUAACAUUAGCUACUGUAGACGCGUCGAAUAAACAGGGACAAAAGUCAUUACAAAUGGUCAGUAGUCAAAUGUUUAGGGACAAUUUAGGCUCCUCCGAGAACCCCAAGAAUAAAUAUAUCCUCCAUUUUAAGGUGUGGUAAGCACCAAGAUAAAACAUCUUUCAAAUCAAGUCUCAUAAUGUGAAUCAUUGUGUCAAAAUCCUUUCCGUCAAAACAUUACUAGUGAUGGGGUAAAUAGUAAUAUGUAGUGGGGCUGUGUGUGAGAGAGGACAGAUUUAAAAAGUCCAAUGCAGACAUUUUUAUCUCAAUAUCAAAUAAUUUCUGGGAAACAGUUGAAUUACCUUACUGUGAUUUAUUUAACAUUAUUCAAAAAGAAACAAAAACAGCUUCUUAGCAAAGACCAAUUUAUCAAGCAAGAAUUUUGCUUGGAAGGUCUGGGAGUGGUCUGAGCGGGGAGGGAAAAACUAAACUUGCUGUUAUUGACAGAGGUUUGGAACGCUUUUUCUUAUUGGUCUAUGUCACCAUGCAGGCCAUAACUCUAUCCCACCAAAAUAAGCAUUUUUUUCCAAAUAGCUCUUAAACUAAAAGGGCAUUAACAUUUUCACAUUAUUAUUCAAACCUCAGUGUGGAAAUACUUUUUUGUUGUUGUUGUGUGCACUGGGCCUUUAACAUACCCUUCCAAGUCAGCUCAGCUCCACACUAUACUCCAGACUUCUCAUUCCUCACCCUGCACCAACUACAUGUAGAGGCAUUUAAAACUGGAUAUCUGAAAAGAGACACUCUUGCUUUGAAAAAAGGCAAACCACCAUCAUCGUCGUCGUAAGGGGUUUUCUACAGUUCUACUUUCAUGCUAACGUGCGAUAUAUGCUGGACAGAAAUAACGUAACAUACAACAGUAUUGUUAGCCAAUAAGACAGUCCUGUCAAGUAGAACAUUGACCUCCCCUUCAAAUGCUAUAGUCCUUAUGUUCUCUUACUGUUUAUUGAAUAUUUAGAGUUUGCCAUACAAGGCAGAUCUGUACAAUUAAGGCAUGUUGAACAGAGAGAAAAGAAAAACAAUUAGACGAAAACAAAAUUCUUUCACGUUAUUUACAAAGCAGUUUGAACUCAAGUGUGUAGUAUUGAGCCUUUCCGCUUGUGUGUUUGUGUGUGUGCAUGCUUGCAUGAAUGUGUAAUGCAGCGUUUCCCAAACUCGGUCCCGGGGACCCCAAGGGGUGCACGUUUUUGUUUAUGCCCUAGCACUACACAACUGAUUCAAAUAACCAGCGCUUGAUGAUUAGUUGAAUCAGCUGUGUAGUGCACCCCUUGGGGUCCCCAGGACCGAGUUUGGGAAGCGCUGGUGUAAUGACAGGCUCUAUUAGUUAUGUGUGUGAAUGUGGUUCUAGAAAAGAGCAAGUCUUUUUGAGAAUGUGUGCUUGCAAUUUUUUUUUAACCAGAAUCCAGCUGCAUGUACUGUACACAUGAGUAAAGCUCUAGGUUUGUGUGUAGUCCCACUGUUCAAGUUCCUCUGCUUCUUCGCCUGCUGUGGUUUCUGCUUGGCACUUCUCCCACCAGGGGGCAGAGAGAAGAGGAAAAGAAAGGUUUGAAGGUACAGUACGCUCCAUCUCCUUU
Salvelinus fontinalis (brook trout) is the source of this 8487-nucleotide messenger RNA. RefSeq names its product zinc finger protein OZF-like. The transcript is spliced from 2 exons. Gene Ontology annotation, biological process: regulation of transcription by RNA polymerase II. NCBI's taxonomy places the organism in Eukaryota, Metazoa, Chordata, Actinopteri, Salmoniformes, Salmonidae. The record is from RefSeq and is a predicted model, not a curated record. Gene Ontology annotation, molecular function: RNA polymerase II cis-regulatory region sequence-specific DNA binding; DNA-binding transcription factor activity. The coding region runs from base 144 to 1724 and encodes 526 amino acids.